UAACCUUAUUGGGAAGACAUCUCUCUGCGCUGAUGGAUUUUCCCCAAACACGAAACGCUGCUAUUUUUGGACUCCGUCGUGAGGCCUCUGCACAAGAAAGUCCGAAAAUCUCUCCAUUUCUCUCAAACAACCUCUCUCUCCUUGAUUGAAUCUCUUUCUCUCUUCUUGAUUGAAAGAGAAAAGUUGCAGAAGAUUCUCCAUUAACCGACACAAGCAAAAGAAAAUGCAACCUUCCAAGCCAAGAGCUUGGUCUUCUGAGAUUCCACAAAGGACAUCUCCUCCUCCUCCUAGUCUCAGGACCGUCCCAUAUGCGAACGGGACGGCGGCGGUUCAAUCAGAUCCUGAUCAAGGACCCACAAAGGCUCUUGCACGGAGUUCAUCGGCCAAGAUUGCUGCGAUGGCAGAGAGGCGGAUUGCCAGAGGAGUCGAAAUGCAAAACCAAUUGGCCCAGCUUCAGGAAGAUCUGAAGAAGGUGAAGGAACAAUUGGCCACAACAGAGGAGGAGAAAUCUAAAAUUCUCGACGAGCUUAGAGAGAUGAAGAAUCUGGCAGAAGAUGCGAAUUCGAAACUCACCAAGGCUCUGGUGGCUCAGAGGCAGGCACAGGAGGGCUGGGAUAUAGAGAAGGUCCGUUUCAAGGAAUUGGAGCAGGCGAGUGUUGAAUCGGCUCAAAAGAGAGACCAAGCAUGGCAGCUCGAGCUCGAAGCUUUGCAGAUUCAACAAAGUUUGGAUGUGGAGGCUCUUGCGUCAGCCACCCAAGAACUCAACCGGGUGAAUCGAGAACUUUCCUCGACUCUCGAAGAGAAAACAGAAGCUGUUAGAGAGGCCGAGGGUGCAAGGAUUGCCGCUGACGCCAAUAGCAAGCGGGUCAAGGAACUCUUACUGAAGCUCUAUUCUGUCAAAGAGCCUCUGAAUCAGGCUAAUUCUAAUACAAGUUCGGCCAUUGAAACGGGCGCAUCUGAGCUUGGAAAGGCAAAAGACAUUGAGGUGAGUUUGGCUGAAAGAGAACCGUCUGUAGAGAAACUAGAACCAGAGCUAAGUAAUGAGGGAAAACCCGAGUCUUGGGUAAUGGAAUUGUUAUCCACUAGCGAGACAAGAAUAGGAAAUCUAGAGCUAGAAUUAGAGAAAGCAAAGGAAUCUGAAGCCAAAACAUUCGAGUCACUGAUCUCCCAAACAAAACAGUUAGAGGAAACCAAGAUCUCACUUGAAGAAGCCAAGCUUGAGAUUGCUUCUCUUCAUGAGAAUAUCAAAAGCUUGGAGGUUUCCAUCAGCCAAAGCAGUAGGGAUCUCAGCGUAUCUCAUCGUUGCCUUGAGAUAGCGAAGCUCGAUACACAUUCUGUAAAAGAAACUGCCGAGGCCCUCAAAUCUGAGCUUCAAAUUGCAAAAGACAAUUUGGAUCAUGCUCAAGAGAAGGAAGAACUUGCCUUGCAGAAUGCCCAGUGUUUAAAGGAGGAAAUGAACAUUCUUAGAAAUGAACUGAAAUUAGCAGUGGAAGCGGAAGAGAAGAGCAAGAAGGCCAUGGAUGGUUUAGCACUAGCAUUGAAAGAAGUCACCACAGAAGCCAAUCAGGCAAAGGAGAACCUCAUAUCAACACAAUCCCAACUAGAAAAAGCUGGGAUGGAUGUGGACCGUUUGAAGCUGAGGUUAAUGAGAGCAGAGGAGAAAUAUCAAGCUCUUUUGGAUGAAGUGAAGAGCGAGGCCGAUCAAGUGGCUAGGAUCUCAAGGCAAGAAAAUAGCAAGCUGCGGGACAUAAUGAAACAAGCUGUCAAUGAGGCCUCCGUCGCGAAAGAGGCAGCAGAGAUUGCUCGGAUGGAGAAUUCCCAACUGAAGGAUAGCCUAUCAGAAAUGGGAAGCACGUUAGAGAGAAUAAACCAAGAAAACCAACGUCUCAAGAUCAAUGAAACAGGAGCAACUGAGAAUGUAAAGGAGCCGGCGAGUCUUCCUAUUGUGGAAACACCUCCAAAUGAAUCCGAAGCAGUUAAGAAACCCAGCACAACAGCUAAAGAAUUCAAGGAGAGUAAGAAGGCUGCGAAAUUUCUAUCAGGGCCAUUGAAGAAACCACACAUACCCAAUGUUGAAAUUGAAAAUCCAAGAAUUGGGAAUGGAUUGAAAGAUGAAGGCGAUGACUCUGAUGAGUCUAAGGGGUCGAUAUUCGAUAUGGUGCCAGAGAAGGAUGACAUGCAUCCUUCUGUUCAUAUCAUGACCCAUCGAAGAGCUGCAUCUGCAGUGCUCUUUGAUGAUAUAGAAGCUACGAAUUUUGAUGAUUUUGAUCCCAUAGAUGGAAGUCAAUUUGACGAAAUAGAGACCGACAAAAGCUUAGAUUCCAAGCAUAAGAAGAAGAAGGCGUUGCUUAGUAGAUUCGGAGGCAUUCUGAGGAAGAAAAGCAGCAAGUAGGAAUCGUGGUGGUCGCAUACGCAAGAAAAGGUCUUCUUCUUCUUCGUGUUUUACCUACAUUAAUGAUGUUAAUGAAAAUGGCCAUGUCUCUAUGGUCAUGGAUCUCGUGCCUGUUGCCAUAACAUGUUAUUCAAUAGGAAAAAAGAAGAGGAAAAGAAAAGUCCUAUGCUUGCAAGAAAACUUGAAAAGAUUUGUAGAAUACAAUAUCUGAACUUUCAACCAGUCAAGAAAAAAAAAAAAAAAAAAACCUGUACUUUUUACCCAAAAAACAAAAAGAAAAAGAAAGAAAUUGCAGUA
This is a messenger RNA of Magnolia sinica, 2689 nucleotides long. Its product is annotated as putative WEB family protein At1g65010, chloroplastic. The record is from RefSeq and is a predicted model, not a curated record. Bases 224 to 2392 code for a protein of 722 amino acids. NCBI's taxonomy places the organism in Eukaryota, Viridiplantae, Streptophyta, Magnoliopsida, Magnoliales, Magnoliaceae. The transcript is spliced from 3 exons.